AUUACACUCAGAACAGUCCGAAGAUCAGCUCUAUUUAUAGAAUUGAGAUCACUCGGUCCAAUAUAAACAAACAUUCAUGACAACAUUCGCAAACUUUAUUCAGAAGAACUCAUAACACGACAACCCAUAUCAUGGCGGGUACCAACGAAACUGCGAGUACUCAGCCAACCCAUGACGGUGUGCGGACAUUUAGCCACAUGGAGGAAGAGAUUUCACGUUUAUCCGCCAAUUUCAAGGGACAAUGUAAAGUGAUUGACACAAAUGGGAAGUUCGUCAAAACGGUGAAGCUACAUCCAGAGGGUCUAGACAUUGUCUGCAACUUCAAACUGACAGAUUCCUACCCUGAUGUUCCCCCGGUAGUAGAAAUCCGGUCUGCUUCUUUGGAUGAGGAAGAACUGUCAGACCUGAAAAUAUUUCUGCAGCAGACGGCGAAUGCGGCGAAACCAUGCUCCCUAAACCUUGAGGGUCUCGUGAACGAAGCCCUUGAAUGGCUGAAGAAUGAACGAAUAAACGUCACAGGAGCUAAAGCCAACAGGAAGAACGUCAAUAUGAACAUUAAUGACAAACAAAAGAAGGCACGGUCAAAGAAAAACAAACACAAAGACGAUGUAGCAAAGGGCAAGAAACCUCCGAUGAAAACCUCAAUGGACGUCGUGAAGAGAAUUCUAUGGGACGAGAAUCUCGAGCGAGAUCAGUUCUUAGUCGGGUAUCUAGAUCGAAUAGAUGGGCUGAAGGAGAAGUAUUUCAAUGCGUUCAGCUGGGAGGACAUAGCCUCCGUCGAUUACACGGUGUUGGCCAUUCCAAAGCACCGUAUUCAGUACUUCAAGUACAAGGACACUAUUGUGUGGGACAAGCGAUGUCGGCUGGACAACGUCUUUGGGUCAACCGGAAGUAAUACGACAAUUGUCGAAGUCAUCGCAAACUUAAAGGCCGCACAUAAUGUAGCUGCAGGAGGGACGGGCAUUUAUGCAGAAGGUAGUGUUAACAUUAGCAACAAUGUGGUGAACGAUGACGAUCAUAUUGACAGCGAUUAUGGCAAUAGCGACGAUUACUCGGACAGUGAUAGUGACAGCGAUGAUGGUAUCACUGUAACCAUCGGCAAAACUGAAGGCUGCGCAUAUGGUGGCAAUAGUUAUGGCGGAGACGAAGGGGAAUACGGAUACGAUGAUGACACGGGAGCGAGAGCUGGGCCAGAUGAUGGGGACGAGGAAGGGACAUUUGACAAGUAUUGGCGAGAUAAACUACGACCAAAUUAUUUUAUUGCACUGAGAAUAACGGAUGAUGAGAUACGAGGAAACGCUGAAGCAAUUCAGAAGCAGGUCAUCGCUAGUGAAUCCAGGUUGAAGGAAUGUGCAAUACCUAGAGGUGCUAUGCACAUAACGCUUUGUACUGUUGGGCUGGACUCUGGCGAACAAAUUAUGAACGCUGUUAAGUGUUUAAACGAAGCAAAAGACGAAUUGGCAGGAAUGGUACCAAAGGAUAAGAAAUUGACAUUUAAAGGAGUGAAGACAUUUUUCAAUCGCGUUAUUUACGGACGAGUGUUGGAUUGUCCGCCGGAGUUCAUGUCGUUAGUGGAUCACGUCAAGACUUGCCUGACCUCUAGCGGGAUUGAAAUCAGAGACUAUCAUGAGUUCAUUCCGCACAUGACCAUUAUGAAAGUGUCUCGGCCGGUGGCGAAGUUGACUGGUAACAAUUACAUUGCGCCCUGGUUGUAUUCCAGUUUUAAUGAGACGUUUCUAGGUUCUCAGACUGUUGAUAAUCUGCACUUGUGUUCCAUGGUUGACGAUCGACAAGCAGACGGCUUUUACAUCACCGCCACGUCACUUGACCUUAAAUAAGACGGCUGCAUCAUUGAAGUCAGUUGACGAUCGACAUUAAAACAUCAUAAAAUACCUAUCUCUUGCACGACUGUUUAAUAACAUUCGGUGUAUGUGAGGGCAUGGGACGACAACUCUGCAUGGUGAUUGACCCCAUAUUUGUGUUUGAUAGUAUUUGUAUGUAUUUAUAAUGAAACUACUGAUAAUACUGAUGCAAAUACAAUGCUGAUAAUUUUG
Molecule: messenger RNA, 2054 nt
Organism: Dreissena polymorpha
Lineage: Eukaryota; Metazoa; Mollusca; Bivalvia; Myida; Dreissenidae
Product: leukocyte receptor cluster member 9-like
Exons: 4
Coding region: 132-1838 (568 amino acids)
Molecular function (GO): protein binding
Source: RefSeq, a predicted model, not a curated record